This is a messenger RNA of Penaeus indicus, 4165 nucleotides long. Its product is annotated as E3 ubiquitin-protein ligase RNF19B-like. Gene Ontology annotation, molecular function: zinc ion binding; ubiquitin conjugating enzyme binding; ubiquitin protein ligase activity. Gene Ontology annotation, cellular component: ubiquitin ligase complex; cytoplasm. The transcript has 13 exons. NCBI's taxonomy places the organism in Eukaryota, Metazoa, Arthropoda, Malacostraca, Decapoda, Penaeidae. Gene Ontology annotation, biological process: ubiquitin-dependent protein catabolic process; protein polyubiquitination; positive regulation of proteasomal ubiquitin-dependent protein catabolic process. Bases 126 to 2687 code for a protein of 853 amino acids. The record is from RefSeq and is a predicted model, not a curated record.
AGUGUCAGCAAUGGCGACUGGAUGUUGGACGUAGAAGGCGUUGCUCUGCGGAAAAAGUUAAUUCUUUCUCGUUAAACAUCCCUUAUUUAACGUCUAAAUGACUGGGUGGCACACCUGGUAACAACAUGAGCAAACCAUGUGGCGGUAGCAGUAGUGGCAGUGGGGGUUGCCAAGGUGGGGGGGUACGCACCAGGACAUAUCCCUCAGUGAGCUCAAUGGAGCGUGGUGGAGGAGGCGUCACAGGCAGUGGUAGCAGUUCCGCCUCCGGAUUCCCUCGGAUGUCCCUCAGAUCUCUCUUGCUCAACAGUCCUUUCUCCAUCCGCACAAGAUCCAAAAGGGUCCGCACUCCAACCUCCUCUCAUAAAUUGACCAUAGAUCCAGAACGAGAUGCAGAUUCUUUGGGAGUCUUCACAGAGGGAACUGGGGAAACCACAAGCUGGAGUUCUAUCAAGCGGCAUACAACCACUAGUAACCGGAGUCGCAUUGGAAGUCGAAGAGGUUCCGUGGGAUCCCGGGGAACAGCAAGGGCAGAAUCAUGCUCAUCAGAACCAGGAGCUACAGCAAGCAGCAGUGGCAAUGUCUCAGGGGGUGCAGGAGCUGGUGCAGGUGCAGGGAGUACCUCUGUAGAAGGUUCAUCAGAGGGGGUGCGACGUGAAUGCUCCUUGUGUCUUCAGGAGGUGUCGGCUGAUCUCUUCCCAACCCUUUUUUCAUGCCCACACUCUGCUUGUCUUCCCUGUUUAAAACAGUAUUUGAAAGUAGAGAUUACGGAAUCAAGAGUAAACAUUAGCUGUCCGCAGUGCAACGAACUCAUGCAUCCCACAGAUAUUCAUCAGAUCGUUGCAAAUGACAUGCUAUCAGACAAGUUUGAAGACUUCAUGUUACGCCGGGUGCUAUCCAUGGACCCAGACACACGGUGGUGUCCUGCCCCAGAUUGUGGGUUUGCAGUAAUUGCAACAGGAUGUGCUGGAUGUCCAAAACUGAAAUGCGAGCGUCCUGGCUGUGGAAGCUAUUUUUGCUAUCACUGUAAGGCUGAAUGGCACCCUAACCAGACCUGUGAUAUGGCUCGAGCUCAACGUUCACCCAAUGUUCUCCUCUCAUCAUUCAAUUACCUUCAUGACAUUCAGACAAAUGAUGAUGUCAAAUCAUGCCCGAGAUGCCAAGUGUUAAUUAUGAAGAUGGAUGAUGGUUCUUGUAACCACAUAACAUGCAGUGUGUGCGGUGCAGAAUUCUGCUGGCUGUGCAUGAAAGAAAUUUCUGACUUGCAUUAUCUAAGCCCAUCAGGGUGUACCUUCUGGGGCAAGAAACCAUGGACAAGGAAGAAAAAGAUCUUGUGGCAACUUGGAACACUAAUCGGGGCUCCACUUGGCAUAGGGCUUGUUGCAGGCCUAGCUGUCCCUGCUAUGAUUAUUGGGAUUCCCAUAUGGGUUGGACGCAAGCUGCACGCGCGAUACUCCAAUGGUAGCAGGCAUCGUCGAAAUUUGGCUGUAGUUGGUGGUGUGACUGCUUCAGCUGUAAUAUCACCAGUGCUCGCAGGAUUAGCAGUAAGCAUAGGUGUGCCAAUUUUAUUGGCAUAUGUGUAUGGUGUUGUCCCAAUAUCUUUGUGCCGUUCAGGAGGUUGUGGAGUUACAACUUCAGCCUCUGGUGUAAGAAUUGCUUUUGAUGAUGAAAAUGACAUGGUAUUUGGACUACCUGGAAGACAAUCAGAAUCAAGCCAUGUGGGAGGUGGAACAGCCAGCAUUGGGGAGAUGUCUUGUGGGGCAUCACUCUCUGCGGAUUCUGCUGCACAUGUCUUGGCAGAAAGUGACCGCGAGUCUGCCAGCAACACAGCCAUUGCCCCAGCAUCCUUGACAGGCUCUAUAGCUUCCUCAUGCAUCUCUAGAACAAACAGAUUGGAAGUUCAUGUAGAUAUUGCACAUGGUGCUCGUUCAAUUGCCAGUGGGGAAACUGCUUCAUUAGCAAUAUCAGAGAGAUCAACCCACACAAUGGACACAGACAAUGCAUCAACUCGGGCUUUAACUGGUUCUCUUUUGCAGUACAAGGUAUCAGAGAGUGAGGCUGAGGAAGAAGCAGGUGCAGGAGGGGACAGUGCCAGUAGAGUAUUAGAGGAAGGGGUUGGUGUAAAUCCGCAUAUUACCAGCCUGUACAUCCACUCCAUUCCACCCUCGGCGAGUGAUAACAACUCAGCUGUCUUGACCCAUGAUACCGGUAGUGACCAAGGUGCCACUGACUUACGACUAGAUAGUGUAAGUGCAAUAAUCACUGCCAGACAGUUUGCUCGGCGCCACAGUUCCUCAAGCAAGGGAGUGACCUUUCUAGGAGACAGCUGCGAGGCCAGUGACCACGUUGCUCUCACUUUGGAUGAUGAUGAUGAGCAUGAGAAUGGGUCAGACAGUCUCUUUGGUAAUGAGGAGAUUCCUGGAAAUUGUCCAAAUAUCACUCCAAUGGUGGAUCUGCAAAAUGAAAGUGAGAGGGCAGUUACACACAAAAACCCUGGUGCAAGGUUAUUGCAUAAAAAUGUUUUGUUCAGCAAUAGCACCUCUACCUUGCCAUUAGUCCAUGAGAGCCAGAGAAAAAAGAAGAGCAAAGGAGAGAGCAGCAAGCGUCGAGCAUCCAGUGCAGAAGGCAAAGUGCGGAAUUCCAGUAAACCAGUGCGAUGCGAGUCCUUCCCCAAGCUGGAGAGCCAGUGAGUCUGUGAUAAUCGCAUCUUCCUUUAUAUUCACUGAUGGGUAAGAUAAGGACAUUAAAAAUCUUCAGUGUGAUAUCCCAAUUGGGAAGCUUUACAUUUAGUAUGUUUAAGCACAAAGAAAAUAUAUUGAAACUAGUUUAUUGUAUUUGGAGACGCAACAGGUCUGCAUUAUUUUAAUUGACAUUUUGGGUACCAACACUUGGUUCAUAAAAUCUCUGCAGGAGGUGGAGUUAUAUAUUAGUAAAGCAUGGUCAUUUUUUCUAUGUUGUUAAUAUUUUGGUCAAAUUAGUUAUAUUGAAAGAAAUUGGCAUUUUCUUCCAAAUAUGUUCAUGAGAAAAUUAUGGAUCUUUUAAGAUAGGAAAUAAAAUUCUGGGAUGUUUCUCCCUUUCUCCUUCUCCCUCCUUCAUCCCUUUCUCCUCUUUCCUCUUUCUUUGUUCCUCUCUCCUCUCUUCCCUCUGCUUUGUUCCUUCUCCCUUGUCUCCAUCCCCCUCAUUUUCUUUUGCUUCAUUACACUAACUUUGUCUCUGGUAAGUUUCCUUUUGUAAUUAUAAGGAUGAAAUUCUUUUUGUGUUCCAAGGAGCUUUCUGUGAUGAAAAAAGUAUUUACUUACAUAGAAAUCAUGUCCGUUUGAAUGAGGAUGAUUACAAUAUUAUAAAUGUUGUUUAGUAUAUAUUGACUAUCCUUUAUUUUGUAUCCCCUUUUCUUCAUCAUGGGUUUUAAUUAAGGUGCAUAUUUUGAAUAAGAUGGUGAUGAGUACAGUUUCCUUGAACUUCUAUUUAACAACUCCGUGUCAGUAUAACUAAGUGUAGUGUGAGUAGCAUUCCAGAAUUUGGCCAUGCUUUACUCCAAUAAAACAUUCCAGCCUCAGUGUUAUUGUGGAUGUAGAUACUGUACAGUUUAUUAAUAGCGCUGGCAAAUAUUUGUACCUUUCUAGUCGUUGCAGAAUCAUGAAGCUGUGGACUUUGUGUUUAUACCGUAGUGUAAUGAUAGACAGUGGAUGUUGCAAGUGUACUUUGUUAGCACUUGAUUCAUGGAAUUUUCUUAGAUGUGUUUGAAUAUGAGGUUUUGUGAUUAAAGUGGAAAAUGCUUCAAAAUUAUUACUCCUUAUAGGCACAAGGAAACUGUCCAUAGCAUUACAGUGGAUCAUUUAACUUUUAUAAAUGUUUUUGUAAAGCAAAAUGCCUUGCUUUUUAAAGUUUGGAAGUAAGCAUAUGGGUAUACUGAUGUGAGUUGCAGCUGCUUUCCAUCUAAUUAGUUGCAACAAUAAUUACUCCUCUGAUGUGCAUUAUCUGCAUGGAAGUGCCACACGACUUACAACUGCAUUCACUCUUUACAGAAGAGAAAGGGUGUUUUAUGCAGGUAAAGAAACAAACACAGAGUUGGUGUCUGUUAUUUUUUUUUUCUUUUUAUCUAUAAUAUGAAUAAAUGUAUAAUAUAUGUAUAUUAACAUAAUGAACAACAUUCAUAGUAUAAAUUAAA